Molecule: messenger RNA, 1587 nt
Organism: Hyaena hyaena (striped hyena)
Lineage: Eukaryota; Metazoa; Chordata; Mammalia; Carnivora; Hyaenidae
Product: leucine-rich repeat-containing protein 37A3-like
Exons: 1
Source: RefSeq, a predicted model, not a curated record
UAGAACCUUCUCGCACCCCGCAGGAGGCCCCUGCUCAGCCUCCAGAGCCAUCUAAGGAGAUCGCUUCUCAACUGGUAGCACAUCAUGAAGGAAAUGUGCCAUCUCCAAGUCAGAAUGAAAUUCAGAAACCAAGCUUACCCAAUGUCACUGUUAAACCUCUCGAUCUAACCAUAAAUCUAACUCAUCCUCCAGAGCGCCCUAAGGAGGCAGAACUAACCCUAGCCCCACAGGAGGCCCAGGCUCAGCUUGAGGAGCACCCUGAGGAGGCCGAACUGACCCCAGUCCAGCAGGAGGCCCAGGCUCAUCCUCCAGAGCGCCCUCAGGAGGCCAGAACGACCCUAGUCCAGCAGGAGACCCAGGCGCAUCCUCAAGAUGCAGGAGCGCCUUGAAGAGGCUGGACUGACCCCAGUCCAGCAAGAGGCCCCACCUCAGGUUCUUGGGCAUAAUGAGGAAGCAGAACCUGCUCUAACCCAGCAAGAGACCUCGGGUAAGCCUCCAAAGGAAGUUGAGCCUUCAAGUGAGCAGGAGACCCCAGCUCAGCCUGCUGAUCCUCCUGGGGUGAUUGAACCUUCUCUAACCCAGCAGGAGACCCCAGGUCAGCCUUCCGAGCCCCCUGGGGUGAUUGAUCCUUCUCUACUGGAGCAGGAAACCCCAGCUCAGCCCCCAGAGAAUCCUGAAGAGGCAGAACAUUCCCCAGCCCAGCAGCAGACCCCAGCUCAGCCUACGGAGCAUCCUGAGGUGGCAAAAUCUGCAACCCAGCAGGAACCCUCCGCUCAGGUUCCAGGCCCUUUUGGAGAAGCUGAACCUUCUCCAACCCAGGAGGAGGCCUCAGCUCAGCAUGCAGAGCUCCCUAGUGAGACAGAAUCUUCAACCCAGCAGGAGACUCCAGCUGAGUCUCCAGGGGAGAUAGAAUCUUCUGCAACCCUGCAAGAGCAACUAGCUCAGCUUCCAGAGCUGCCUUCAGGGGAGGUGGAACCUUCACCAACCCAGCAGAGGCACCCAGCUCAACCUCCACAGCAUCGUGAGGUGACAGUUUCACCUCCAGGUCACUACCAUGUUCAACAUUUAAACCUCAAUGUCAGUGUGAAACCUUCAGAUGUGCAGCUUACCGUAACAGCAGCACUCACUACAGAGGUGGGACGUUCUCCAGUUCAACCCAAGGCUCCAGCUCAGCCUUCAGUGCCUCUUAAUGUGGAACCUUUGGAAACCCAGCACGAAGCCCCAACUCUGCCUCCACAGUCCCCUGAGGAGGUUGAAUCUUUGCCAGUUCAACAGGAGACUCCAACACAGUCUCCAGAAUCUACCACACAGGAGAAACCUCUAACACAGCAGGAGGCCCUGGCUCAGCAAUCACAGGCCCCUGAGGAGGGUGAGCCAUCCUCAACCCAGAAGGAGGCCCCAGCUCAACUUCUAGAGACCCAGGAAGAGGAUGAACCAUCUCCACCCCAGGAGGAGGUCCCAGCUCAGCUUCCACAGACCCUUGAGGAGGGAGAACCGUCUCCACCCGAGGAGGAAGCUCCAGCUCAAUCUCCACAGACCCUUGAGGAGGGUGAAUCUUCAACCCAGGAGGAGAGCCAGGGUCAGCAU